Messenger RNA from Fusarium vanettenii 77-13-4, 1443 nucleotides. RefSeq lists its product as uncharacterized. Gene Ontology annotation, cellular component: membrane. The coding region runs from base 1 to 1443 and encodes 480 amino acids. Gene Ontology annotation, biological process: transmembrane transport. NCBI's taxonomy places the organism in Eukaryota, Fungi, Ascomycota, Sordariomycetes, Hypocreales, Nectriaceae. The record is from RefSeq and is a predicted model, not a curated record. The transcript has 5 exons. Gene Ontology annotation, molecular function: transmembrane transporter activity.
AUGACUUCACGAUACGAAAAAGAACAACCUUCGAAUAGCUUGGGCGAGAAGCCUACUGCUGUCGAGGGAGACCAUGUCAUCGGAUCCUCACUCGAUGGAGACAUCCUCGAACUGGACGAGGCAACCAACAAACGUCUCCUACGAAAGAUUGACUGGCGGUUAAUGCCCGUGCUUUGCUUCACCUACGCCCUACAAUACUACGACAAAGCCAUCCUCAGCCAAGCCGCCAUCUUUGGACUCCGAGAUGACCUCAACCUCAACACGGGUCUCAAAUACUCCUGGGUAUCCCUCAUAUUCUACUUUGGAUACAUCGUCGGCACAUAUCCCAUCUCCUUCCUCGCCCAACGUUUUCCGAGCCGAAUAGUCUGCACUGGGAUCUGCAUCGCCUGGUCUUUUGUCAUCCUGUGCACCCCAGCUUGUACCUCCUACGCCGGUCUUCUGGUGAAUCGAUUCUUCCUAGGACUCAUCGAGGCUGGUGUAUCUCCGAUAUUCAUGCUUGUUGUUGGACUGUGGUAUACCCACGCUGAACAAGUUUCUCGGUCCAGUUGGUGGUACUCCUUCAGUGGUGGCUCCCUUCUAGUCUCGCCUCUCAUCAACUAUGGUCUAGGCCACAUCAAAGGUGGUUCUCUCAACUCAUGGCAAUAUAUGUACAUCAUUGCCGGCAUCGCCACCCUUUUCUGGGGUGUUGCCCUGUGGUGGGUAUUCCCAGACAGUCCUCAAAACGCCAAGGGCUUCACCGAAAUGGAACGGCGUCUCCUACUGGAACGUUUCAAGGAAGCCCUUUUCGGCUACCAGCUAUGGGGCAUCAUCAUUCUAUCCAUCGUCUCAUGCACAGGCUCUGGAGCAGUGACGACGUUUGGAACCAUCGUGUUCAAAGACAUGGGCUUCGACGUGUUUACCUCGUUGCUUCUCAACUUGCCCAUUGGCGCCAUGGCUUUCAUCUGCGUUCUCGGAUCGGGCUACAUUGGACAAAAAGUUCCCAACUCGCGUUUGUACGUGGUUGUCGGUGCUUGUGCACCUGUUAUUCUCGGCUGUGCUCUGCUAUGGCAACUGCCUGACACCGCACUCGCCGGGCGAAUUGUGGGAUUCUACCUCAUCAGCUUCUUCUCUUCCGCUUGGGUCCAAUGCAUUGGCCUAGGCACAUCCAACGUCGCUGGCCACACCAAAAAGGCCGCCUACGCCGCUGGAACAUUCAUCGGAUACUCUCUCGGAAACAUCGUGGGACCGUUGAUGUUUGAUGCCAAAUAUGCCCCUCGCUACGAUGAGAGCUUCAUUGGCAUCAUGAUCUGCUUCGCCAUUUGUGUUGGCGUAUCUCUUGGACUUCGUGUGAUGCUCGCACGAGAAAACAGCAGCCGUGACAGGCAAUACGGCCAACCUGAACUGAGCCAUGGCUUGGAAGAUAUGACUGAUAAGGAGAACAAGUCAUUCAGAUAUAAUCUGUGA